Messenger RNA from Haemonchus placei, 834 nucleotides. Lineage: Eukaryota; Metazoa; Nematoda; Chromadorea; Rhabditida; Trichostrongylidae. The record is from the annotation of a GenBank genome assembly.
AUGUUAGAGGCUAAACAGGGGGAAAAAUUUGGGGAAAAUAUUGCUGAGCAUUACUCUACAGGAAUUCAAGAUGAAAUCUGGGAUCGCACAGAAUUGAGUGCUGACUCAAUGGUGCAGUCGCUGUCGCUUCACCUGAAGCCAGCUUUGAUAGAUUUAUUCCUAGCAGCUCCAAUCAGAAUGAGCAUUGUACUAGUCGCUGCGACUGCCCUACUGAUUACUGGUAGCACUAUGGCAGGAAGCCCUGGCUGCCAGGAAGACAAUGGUUAUUCGGAUGACUCAGUUCAGAACACCGAUGAGCCAUUGGAUCCGUCUGAGGAGAUCUUUCCCGCGAAGCCUCAGGCUCAGGGUGGUGCAAUUAUAGGUGCUAGCAACGUACCUUUGAAUCCAGCUGGAGCACCUGGUGGAGGACCGGAUGAGGCAGUUCAAGGUUCUGCUGGCGUGUCUCAGAAUUCUGGUGAAAGGCCGACAAUGAUGGAUCAGGGCAGAAAACGAACGAUUGAUCUAAAUGACAUGGUCAGCAAUGCGACCCGCCUCGAGACUCGGCUCCGUGGAUAUCCCACUGCUGCAGUUGUUACGGAGCUUAUAUCUCGCCUACGGCGCAUAUCUCCGUCGGAUGCGCGUAUGUUGGCGAAUCCUCAACGUGAUAGUGAUAACGCGCUUGUGGACAAUGUGCUAGUUGCAAAUAACCUUAUCAACAAUAUGUUGGCAGCUUCUGACGAAGAGCUUUUCCGUCGUCCACCAAAUGUUGGUGCGCUCGUUCUCGCUUCAAACAACAUUGAUAAUUAUAUCAGAACACAUGAGCGAAUGACCAGCGAAGAAGAUCUUUCAGUCUAA